Larimichthys crocea (large yellow croaker) is the source of this 1282-nucleotide messenger RNA. RefSeq names its product shieldin complex subunit 3 (gene shld3). The transcript is spliced from 5 exons. The record is from RefSeq and is a predicted model, not a curated record. The coding region runs from base 398 to 1231 and encodes 277 amino acids. Gene Ontology annotation, biological process: positive regulation of double-strand break repair via nonhomologous end joining; negative regulation of double-strand break repair via homologous recombination; positive regulation of isotype switching. NCBI's taxonomy places the organism in Eukaryota, Metazoa, Chordata, Actinopteri, Sciaenidae.
UCACUCUGCUGACGUCAGCCUCCUCCAAGUAUCGCGAGAGUUUCCGAGACGCGGCAGCAGUCUGCGUGUUAGCUCUGCGGCUGUUUGUGCGUGAACUGUGUGCGGGGAAACAAAGCUGACCCGCAGUCAGUUUAGACUUUCAGGUGUUUCUGGCAUCAGGCUGAAGCUGCUUGAAUGUUGAAUGAAGCGGCUGAAUGUGAAACAUAAACUGGAUCUUCAGUAAACAGCUGGGCCAACACAGGUGUCACAGGUCACAGGUAUCACCAACACAGGUGUUUGUCGGGGAGCAAAUCUAGAAUCUGAACGUGGUUACGGACCCGGCUGCCUGUGGACUGGUCUUCAUCAUGGCGAGGAGGAUGAGGUGGAGGUGGGUGGUGCGGUCAGUCCUCUGAUCUGGAUGGAGGAUGUCGUCCUGCACUGCCGGCCUGGAUCAGCUGCUGGACUCAGCUCUCUGUUAGAGAGGACGGAGAAGCUUCUGGAGCCGUUCCCCUGUCGGACUCCUCCGCCCUUCACCCCGUGGUUCCCCACCACCAGCGCCGACCUCCACCUGCCCAUCAGACCAGCCAAACCAGCUCCUGUCAUCACCUGCUCAGCAGCCCCUCGUGAUGGUGACGUCUCCACCUCUGAAACCUCGAGCCGCCUCCACCCGGCCUCACUCUGUGACAGACACGAAGUCACGGACUCGCCGAUCAAACGUUCCUGGAGCGUCUUCACGCAGAGAGGAGGCGUCCUGCAGAGCGCACAGUCGCUGUCCAAGCACUUCCAUCGGGUGGUGUCCGUCCACAGGCUCCACCUCCGCCAGAGGGUCAAAUGGGUGGUCGGGCAGCACAACUGUGGGACGUCCCGCGACAUCGAACAGGUGUGGCAGACUCUGAGCCGGUCGGUCCGGAGCUCCAGGUUGCCGACGUGUAACGCCAACAUCCAGAGGGAGCGGGCGGAGAUCUGGGUGUUCUGUGACGUCCUCCACUCUGAGCAGGUGGGACGCUUCCUGAAGGACGAGCUGCGGCUGACGGGGAGGAUCAGCCUGUCUGUCCACAGACUGGGAGACAUCUUCAGCAUUUGGACAUUUGGACAUGGGGACUUAUGGAGACUGACUCACUGCUGGAGCCAGCCUCAAGUGGACGUUAGAGGAACUGCAGUUUGUGACUUAGAGGUUAUAUUUAAUAAAAUGAACAGAUUUAUAUUUUGUGAUUUUCAGAUUAAAAUCUUCAUGACUGUAUUUUUAUACUGAUGUAAAUAAAGAUGUGAUAUUAUGAAUAAACCGUCUGUAGUAACGCGUACA